AUGUCUUCUCGUUACGCAAGUGAAGCCGCCAGCCCGGAGCCACUGGUUCAACCCUUGUCUUUUCCCUUUUCCACCAAAACAGCCAAGAAUCGUUUCUUGAAGAGUGCAAUGGCUGAGAACUUGGCGACGUGGAGUGGAAGCGAGCCAUCCAAGAGGGGUGUUCCCACACCAGAACUUGUUGAAGUCUAUCGCCGUUGGGGCGAAGGUCCAAAUAACUUUGGUAUCAUCGUCACUGGCAACAUUGAUGUCGAGUUCGACUACAUGAGCAGCAUUGGCGACAUGAUCAUCACACCCGAGUGCAAGCCGGAGGGUGAACGAUUUGAGGGAUUCAAAGCUGUUGCUGCGGCCGGCAAGGCCGAUGGUAGUCUCAUGCUGGGCCAAGUCACCCACGCUGGAAGACAGGUUCAGAAGAAGAUCCAGCCCAACCCGAUUUCGGCGUCGGCAGUUAUCCUCGAACCCAAGAUGGGCAUGGAAUCCGGCAAGCCCCGUGAAGCGUCCAAGGAAGACAUCAACCGCGUUAUUGAAGGGUUUGCGCAUGCCGCCGAAUACCUUGACAAGGCCGGCUUCGACGGUAUCCAGCUGCACGCGGCGCAUGGCUAUCUCAUCGCUCAGUUCCUAUCCCGCACAACGAACCACCGAACCGACGAGUACGGCGUCCAGACGCUCGAGAACCGAACCCGUCUAAUUGCCGACAUCGGAAAAGCAAUCCGCGCGCGGACAUCUCCUGAUUUCAUCCUCUCGGCAAAGCUCAACAGCGUCGAGUUCCAAGACGGCGGCGUUACCCCUGAGGAGGCCCGCGAGCUUUGCGCAUUCUUAUCAGAGCUCGGUUUCGAUUUCCUCGAGAUUUCUGGGGGCACGUACGAGGCGCUUGGCAUGUCUUGGACAAAGGAGUCUACUCGCAAGCGGGAGGGGUUUUUUUUGGAGUUCGCCGAAACGGUCGUCGCGGGCCUGGGAGACCGCAACUCCCGCAAGACCAAGGCGUACAUCGUAGGCGGUAUGAGAACCGUGGGGGCCAUGGUGAAGGCCCUGGAUAUUGUCGACGGCGUUGCCUUGGGUCGGCCUGGAGCCCAAGAGUUCCGGAUUGCUUCGGACAUUCUUGAAGGUCGUAUCACCGGGGCAAUUCGCCCAGUUCAAAUGAUGGAGGACGAUUUCGGGUUCGGACUCACGGCGGCGGGCGCGCAUAUCCGCCAGGUCAGCAAGGGGCAGGAGCCCUUUGACUCGAGCGAUCUUGCGGCUACCGGAACCUUUGCAUCGGACAUGCAAGCCUGGUACCAAGAUAUGAUUGCUGACGGGGAUAAGCUUGAACAUCAUGGCGGUGUUGACUUUUCAGGAAAGACGGUGCCUUAUGGAGGAGGCGUUGCGGCAGCCCAGGCGUCAGAUCCACUCACCUCGUUUAACCUGCUCCCAAGACAAGUUUUCACCUGCGAUCUCUGUUUUAUCAAGAAGAUCAAAUGCGACAUGCUCAAGCCCGCAUGUUCGAACUGCCUGCUGUAUAAGUCAGAAUGCCGGACGACAACUGUGAGGCGGAGAGCACCUCACCCAAAAGAACGACCACAGCCUCCAAAACAGAACGAAUCUGAAAAUCCAACGAGAGUCUCUGAGUUAGAGAGACGUCUAGCGAGCAUAGAACAGCAAUUGCAGCAAGCCCUCGACGCCAACCGUCAACACCCCAACCAAACUUCUACCCAGACUUCAACGGCACCGAGCUCAACCGAGAGUACCAUUGGACGUGGGGAAUCAGCAGAGAGCAUUGAGUUUGUGGACCAUGUGUCCAGCAGUGAGAGCCCAAGUGAAUGGGUGACGGAGCCCGAGAAACCCAAACUACCGCCGCUCGAGGAGAUCAUGCCCAUUAUCGACGAGUUUUUCAACCGCUACAACUGCGUCAUGCCGCUCUUUGACCCGCCAACGUUCAUGCGCAUGUUGUCAAAUUGGUAUGUGCCUUCUUCAGGGCAGUCCACGGCAGUAUGGGCAGCAGUCAACAUCGCAAUGGCGCUAGGGUAUCGCUGUACUUUGAAGGAGCAAGGUAACUUGGACGCUCUGGUGGACGACCAGAAAGUGAUGUAUCACAUGCGCAACGUACAAUCUGUCGUGUCCGAUUUGGUCACGCGGGAAGAAGAUCUCCUGGGCCUUCAGGUCUUGUUGGGAAUGGUGGUGCUGUUCCUGGGGACGAAAGACCCAAAGCCAGCUUCAGUCCUGAUUGGGACUGCCGUGCGUCUGGCACACCGCAUGCACCUCCAUGACAAGGAAUCGCUUCAGUACUUCUCGCCAGAAAUUGCCCGACAAAGAGCGAGGCUCUUCUGGAUCACUUAUAUCAUGGACAAGGAAAUCAGCUUAAAGUCCAAGACGCCAUCGUUUCAGCUUGACGUAGAUAUCGACUUGCCACUACCAGAAAGAGACCCGGAAGAUGGAGCAGGCAUAGUGUUUGCGAGAAACGGCAGCAAAUUCAACUACUUUCGAGCUCGGGUGGAGUUGAGUCACAUUGCCGGCAAGGUCUAUGACCAACUAUACAGCACACGCGCUCGAAAAGUGUCUCAGCAAGACCGGCAACUAAGGGUGACGAGGCUCGAGGAGAUGCUGGAGAACUGGCGACGCAAUCUCCCACCUGAAUUCCAGAUAGACUCGGCACUCCAAUGUCUCGAUUCCCUGCCGAUAGUGCACAUGUCGCUCCUUUACCACAGCUACUUCACGGCGAUGGUGAUGACGCAUGGGAUCUACUCGCACGACGCGGACUGGGUCCGAAGGAUAAGCUCGUACAGUCAAAUGACGAUCAAAGAUUUAGAUUCGUCCCCGAGCUCGUCAUGCGGACAUCAAAACCCCCCUCUGCCGCUCGGAUGGGCCAAGUGCGCGGAGCUCAGCCGCAGUUGCAUGAAGUUGUUCGUGGAGUCGCCCAAGACGGAUUGCAGCAUCUGGUCCAACUCGUGUGCGCACUUCUCCGGCCUGAUCAUUCUCCUGGCCAACAUGUUUGUGUUCCCGGAUCACCCACAUCUGAUGACAGACAACGAGCUGGCCAACCAGGCACUCCGGCUUUUCGAGCUGAUGCUGUCGAUGAAGAGUUACGAGGACUACGAGUCCUUUCAUAGACUGCACGAGGUCGUCAAGGAGCUCCAUCGACGUGCGUUGGAGGCUGUGGAGGAGUUUACAAGAAAACAAAAGGAGCAGGCAGAAGCAGCAGCCGCCGCAGCUUCGGCCAUGGAUACCGGCUUGCCGUUUGGGGCCCAGCUCGAGGAUGAAGUGGAGUUCUUCCGAGAUGCCGAGGCGGCAGCCUUGGAGGGGCCCUUCGUUGGGACGUUUGUGCCGGCAUCACCGUUUGCGACAACAUCGUGGGGCUUGGAAGGGUUGCAGGGCGAGGUAGGCCAGGUGCCGUCACUGGCAACGUACAGCCCUUACUAG
Messenger RNA from Colletotrichum gloeosporioides, 3390 nucleotides. Its product is annotated as NADH-dependent flavin oxidoreductase nadA. NCBI's taxonomy places the organism in Eukaryota, Fungi, Ascomycota, Sordariomycetes, Glomerellales, Glomerellaceae. The coding region runs from base 1 to 3390 and encodes 1129 amino acids. The record is from RefSeq and is a predicted model, not a curated record. The transcript has 7 exons. Gene Ontology annotation, biological process: regulation of DNA-templated transcription; DNA-templated transcription. Gene Ontology annotation, molecular function: DNA binding; zinc ion binding; FMN binding.